AUGAUCACCGCGGCUCUGGUCGGAGUCGUUCUGUACUCAUGUCUUCUGAUCUCCACACACUCGGAGAUUCAAAUACUCCCCACAACGUCAGGAUGGCAACCAGGAGACCAACAUGCCAACUACUACAAAAAGUCGCGACAAGAUGGACUGCUGCACACAACCGACAAGAAGAUCAACAUUCCGCUGAGAAAAGGCACCUAUACGCCCUCUAGAAAACGCCUGGAGGUCCGAUCCAAGGCCGCCGUGUCUUGUGAUGUCCCCCAAUGCUCCACCAUGGGCACCGACAUUCUGAGACGAGGAGGAUCAGCUGUAGACGCCUCCAUCACAGUCGCUCUGUGCAUCGGAAGUGUCAACGGCUUCAGCAGUGGCAUUGGAGGAGGAGGCUUCAUGGUUGUCAAAGACGCCAAGACACGUGAUCUGUCGUUUGAUUUCCGCGAGACGGCUCCUCUGGCUGCUUCCAAGGACAUGUUCAAGGAUGAUCCCAAGAAGGCCCAAUUCGGAGGAUUGGCCGUGGCCAUUCCCGGAGAAGUUCACGGUCUUUAUGAGGCUUACAAGCGAUACACUUCUGGCGUUCUGAGCUGGAAGGAGCUAUUUGAGCCUGUCAUUGAACUGAACGAGCGAGGUUGGACCGUUGACAAGGCGUUUGAGCUGGCUCUUGAAGUCACGGAGGAUGAUCUGUCCGCAUACGGAAACGGAGACUGGAGCUGGCUGUAUGUUGAUACCCCUUCUACCAACGCCAGCCCCUUCAAGGCUCGUCCUCUUAAGUCUGGCGACGUUCUUGCACGAAAGGCUCUCGCUGAAACACUCACUCUGAUCGCCAACAACGGCUCUUCUGCCAUUUUCUACGACCCCAAGGGCCCCAUCGCACCCAAGCUGGUAGAUGCCAUCAACCGGGCUGGAGGAGUGGCUUCUCUAGAGGACUUUGAGCAGUACCAGACAAUUGUGGAGGAGCCCGUUCGAGGCGAAUUCUACGGUCGAGAGGUUCUGGUGGCCAACAAUCCCAGCAGUGGCCCUGCUCUGGUGGUUGGUCUCAAUAUUAUCGAUGAACUCGAUAAGAAGGAACGAGAGAAGGACACGAACGCACCCGGCAGAUGUGUUGGAAUUCUCAAGAAGACUGCCAACUGGUUCAGACAGGGAUUCUCUCUGUUGGGACUUGCCACCAAUGGCCUCAUUCCCCGAGAUUCAAACCCCAUUUCCAUCCAGCGACUCACCGAGGCCAUGAAGUACACCUCUUCUGCUCGAACGGAGCUUGGAGAUCCCGCAGACGUGUCCAACAAGAAGCGGGUCGAGUACCUCCUUACUCAAGACUGGACCGACAAGGCCGUCAACAAUAUCUCCGACUACCAUACUCGGCCGUGGGAAGACUACCAGCCCGCCUACGAGGUGUCUGAUUCCGCCGGAACUGCCCACUUUUCUGUUCUGGACGAGAAUGGAAUGGCUGUUUCCAUGACCACCACCGUCAACCUGCUGUUUGGUUCUCUCGUCUACGAUCACGUCACGGGAGUUAUUCUCAACUCCGAGAUGGACGACUUUUCCAUUCCCUCACGUGACAAUGCUUACGAACUCCGGCCUUCUAUUUACAACUACAUUGCUCCUGGCAAGAGGCCUCUCAGUAGCACUACUCCAACGAUUGUUUACAACAAGAAGACGGACCACGUGGAGCUGGUGCUUGGAGCUGCGGGAGGCUCGCGAAUCGUUACCUGUGUUCUUCAGGCCAUUGUUCGAAAGUACUCCUACGGUCUUUCGUUGCUCCAGACCGUGGCUUUCCCUCGUCUGCAUCAUCAGCUGAUUCCCGAGAUUGCCUAUGUUGAGAUUGGAGGCAGAAAGAGCAUUGGACAGGCGCUGAAGGCCCGUGGCCAUGGCGUUGAGUACUGGAUUCCCCGGUCGGUCAUGAAUGCUGUUUCGAGAGAAGACAACGGCGAGAUCCACGCCGUUGCUGACUACUGGCGAAAGGGAGGCGGAAGUGAUGGCUAUUAG
Messenger RNA from Yarrowia lipolytica CLIB122, 1977 nucleotides. RefSeq lists its product as uncharacterized. Gene Ontology annotation, biological process: glutathione catabolic process. Gene Ontology annotation, cellular component: fungal-type vacuole; plasma membrane. Gene Ontology annotation, molecular function: glutathione gamma-glutamate hydrolase. The record is from RefSeq and is a predicted model, not a curated record. NCBI's taxonomy places the organism in Eukaryota, Fungi, Ascomycota, Dipodascomycetes, Dipodascales.